Priapulus caudatus is the source of this 5312-nucleotide messenger RNA. RefSeq lists its product as uncharacterized. NCBI's taxonomy places the organism in Eukaryota, Metazoa, Priapulida, Priapulimorpha, Priapulimorphida, Priapulidae. Gene Ontology annotation, biological process: regulation of epidermal growth factor receptor signaling pathway; regulation of protein secretion. Gene Ontology annotation, cellular component: endoplasmic reticulum membrane. The record is from RefSeq and is a predicted model, not a curated record. The transcript has 18 exons. Bases 181 to 2793 code for a protein of 870 amino acids. Gene Ontology annotation, molecular function: serine-type endopeptidase activity.
GUCAAUGAUAUAGGCCCUACCAUAGGCAUGUGUCCUCACAUUAUACAUGCACCUCUCUGGGAGAAAGGCAAACUUGAUGAAACACCAAGAUGAAGCAUUUUAUUGCUAUAUGUUUCCUGGGGUAGCUUUAGAAUUUUUUUAUUCUAAACCUAGGGAAAUCCGACAUUUAAAUCAUAUAAAAUGGAGGGUAACCAGAAACAAAAUGCUUCCAAUGGUAUUGCACAAGGGAGUAACCUUGUUGGUAAAGUCAGUACAUAUUUUGGGAUUGAUGAGAAUUCAGAAAGAAUGAGUCAGUGGAAACACCGGUUCCUUAUGGAAACAGAGAGUUGGACAUCUGGUGGUCAGGAGAGGAAACUUCUUAAACUUCAGUCAUCAGCUAUGGACCACUUAGAAAAUACAUUGUCACCGCAUCAACAGCUUUCAAGUCAAGCAAUGGACAUCGGACAAAUGUCAGCUUAUGGGGAACCAGGCGUGAUACAACAUAGCAGUUCUUUCAGCCAUGUAACGUCUAACUUAAGCAUGAAUGCGGAACCGUCACAAGUUUUGUCGAGGUCAGCAGAUGUUAAUUUCUCUGGCAUGAAUUAUUUGAGUGACCAGGAAGAUGAAUUACCAGUGAGCCGAAUCAGCUGCCCUAGUGAUGAUAGUUGCUCAUGUGCUAAUGAAACCCCGGAUGAUGAUGAUUCAGAUGCCUCUCGGCGAGAUAUUGGAAACAUUGUUACGGCAAAGAGACCUGGCAGACUGUACAGUUUCAACUCAACUCAGUCAGAGGAAUGCCUAACCUAUCAGAACUGCAGUGACAUUGUGACCGUCUGGAAUGGUCAGGUGUUUGGGGAUAUUGCUGUAUCUCCUAGUCUACCGUCAUUCCCUAUAGAUCGAUCGAGUGAUGAGAAACACGAGCCAACCUCCUUGACCAACGUGCUGCCCUCACACCGGCACACUACCCAUGUAGUGUUAACUGACCAUGACCUUAAAUCUAAUGAAUGUGAGGAGAAGAGAAGUGAAGAUAGUGAGGGAAAGAUGAAAGCAUCCCACAGCUUACAGCUCAUUGCAUGUGCAGGAUUUGAUGCAGACAAUGAGGAGUGUCACGGGAACCACCAGCAAGAAGAAAGCUUGACAAGGCUAUCAGCUGUAGUGCCAUUCGGUGAGGAACCUGUUACAGAAAGUGAGAGCAGCAGUCGGCAGUCUAUUGUGGAACCUACGGUACAGCCAGCUGAAAAGACUGAAAACGAAGGCUUCCUAUACAGAGUGCAAGCUUACCAGCAGUACCAGAAGCUAGUACAGCAAGAAUUGGAAGAGAGAAAACACAUUGCACAAGCAAAGAUUGCGAGGAGAGCGCAACUUGCCAUGAAGCUGCGCAUGAGGGAGAAACAGAUUGACAAUGCACUUACUGUUGCACUGGACCACUACGGACGCCCGCUGGCACACUGCGGGAGCAUGAAGCAGAGAAAGGGUCCGCGCAAGAGGAGAGAGCACACGAGCAGCAGCGUAGAGGUGCGGCGGCAGCUGGAGGAGCUUCCAGAGUACCGACCCUGGUUCACGUGCUGCAUAAGUGCGCUCCAGCUAAUCACUGUCAUCAUAGUCUGCGCCGUUGGUGGCUUUGCCAAAAUCGGCAUGGCGCCGGUGGAAACUGAGACGGACUGGUUAUCUACUCUAGAAGGAAGUGACAAGCUCUUGUACUAUCCCAGUGUAAAUCCAUGGUUUGGACCACCCAUUACCUUCCUCGUCAGUGUAGGAGCACUGUACCCUCCUUGCAUGAGAGAUGACAUUCAUACCAACAUAGCUCUGGCACAACUUAGCGAGGACAACCCAGCUAACCUCGGUUGCUGUGAGGUGGCCGCCCACCAGGUGGCAGCAACUACCACACAGGACGAAUGUCAGGAGCUAUCUAAUGGCUUCGGCGUCUGGACAGCGGAGUCGGUGUGCAGCGAGCGAGCUGCAGGCAACAACAGCGUGAGUCACGAGAUCAGGCCGUGCUGUCUCGGCAUGGGCGUGCAGUGCCACCUGACGACAGCCCUGCACUGCUCCUACGUCGGCGGUCACUACCAGCCAGACAGCGAGCACUGCUCCCAGGUAAACUGCCUUAGUGCUGUCUGUGGCCUGGAUGGGGUAGCCUCACGUGACCUCGCUGCGCCGAGACAGUGUUGGCGCUUUCUCAGCUCUAUCUUGCUUCACGGUGGGCUGUCGGUUACCGUGCUCGUGCUGUCUGUGCAGCUAGUGGUGGCCCGCCACAUUGAGAGACUUGCAGGGGCUAUCCGCCUUGCCAUUAUCUACUUUCUGUGUGCUGUCGGGGGUAAUGUGGUGGCAGCACUUUUUAGCCCAGACGUGGCACAGCUUGGUGCAGGCGGUGCCAUGUUCGGUAUGCUAGCAGUCGUCUGGCAGGAACUUUUCCAGACGUGGAAUCUCAUCGACAGGCCUUGGUUUGAGGUGGUCAAGCUGACAAGUGUCAUGCUGCUCUUCAUCACUGAAGGCACACUGCCCUACGUCGACAACAUCGCUCACGUGGCCGGCUUCGUCAUCGGCGGCAUCUGCUCGGUGAUCUUCCUGCCGUACAUCACGCUGAGCCGCUGGGACGCCGUGCUGAAGCGCACGCUCGUCGUCUGCGCGAUCCCCACCCUCCUCGCUGUCCUCGUCCUCGCCUUCGUCGUCUUCUACGAGGUGCAGAUGAGCGUCUGUCCCGUCUGCGCGGUGAUCAACUGCGCCCCCUACAUGCCGAACAUGUGCAACGCGUCCGUCGCGCACGGCCGCUACACGGUGCAGCGCGGAUACCUCUCCAACGCCACGCAGCACGUCUGACCGCGCAGUCGGCGCGAUCGUUCUGUUAUUGAGGUUGGAUGGGUUGUGGAGGGAAGGUUACGUGGUGCGUGAAGUUUGAGACUGUUCCGUGUGUGAGAGAGGAUGGAUGGGUUGUUGUGUGGGGAAGGUUACGUGGUGCGUGAAGUUUGAGACUGUUCCGUAGCUAAGAGUGGAAACCGAAAGGUAUUAUGAAAGGCCAUAGCUAAGAGUGGAAAACCAAAGAUAUUGUAAAUGGCCAGAGCUGAGUGAGUGGAAAACCAAAGGUAUUAUGAAUGGCCAGAACUAAGAGUGGAAAACCAAAGAUAUUGUAAAUGGCCAGUGCCAAGUUGAAAAACCAAAGGUAUUAUAAAUGGCCAUAGUUAAGCAUGGAAAACCAAAGGUAUCAUGAGUGGCCAGAGCUAAGAGUGGAAAACCUAAGGUAUUAUGAAUGGUCAUAGCUAAGAGUGGAAAACCAAAGAUAUUGUAAAUGGCCAGAGCUGAGUGGAAAACCAAAGGUAUUAUGAAAGGCCAGAGCUAACAAUGGAAACCCAAAUAUAUUGUAAAUGGCCAGAGCUAACUAGAAAACCAAAAGUAUUAUGAAUGGCCAGAGCUAACUAGAAAACCAAAAGUAUUAUGAAUGGCCAGAGCUAAGAAUCUAAGGUAUUUAGACAGUCCAAUAACUCAGUAUAAUAACGAGGGCACAUACGUUAUGCAAUCGUGCAGCAUAUAUAGCGAGCAGCUGGUCAAUUUUGUGGAAUUUGAGUCGGGUUGUAUUUUGAUUGAAUACACGCCGCUCACGGAAGCGUGCAAAGUAGAGGUUUAUUCAGAUAAUUAGGAUAGUAUCGGUAUAUUUUGAAAACGUUUAGUAGAUAGCAAGCAGUAUUUAUCUUAUUGCCCUUUGUAUGGUCGUUCGUAUGUAGCAAUCAAAGAAUUGCUUAAUUAUUAAAUCGCCACUAAAAUGGUGAUUUAGAGGGUUUAUGCGUGGCAUGCACCAUUUAUUACUUUUACCAUGGAUGCCUAGCUGGAAAAUUCAUAUUUGAGUGGUUUGAUGACAUGUCUGCGGGCAUGUCAUUGUUUUUACAGGUAUCCCCAUACGCCAUGUUAACACGUCUAAUAUCUUUUUGAUUUGGUGGGAUGUUCUACUAUGUUAUCAUUCCUGAACAUUCUGUAUUGUGCUAUACCUAGGUGAUAGGUAUUUGUUCUGUAUUACUUACGAAGUCACUAGUUAUAUAGGUACAUACACAGUGACAGUUGCAAGUUUGCAAGUAAAACAGUUGAAGAUGGCAAGCUAGGCUGUUAUUGCAGCUUAUUUAUCAAUUGCAUAUUUGGUUUGUAUGUAACAGCAUAAUGCAUCAGUCUGGCAGUAGUCCUGUAGCUUUUUGUAAUGGUUUAAAUGUUUUAUGUUAGGGUAAACCAUCAGGCAAUCCUGUCCAAAAACAGUUGUUCUAGAUCCAGACCCAUUUACCUGUUUUUUCAGGCUGGCUCUCUUUCUCCUGCUAUUCUUCUUUUCUUUGACUUGCUAUUUCUCACUUACAUUAUUUACAUGAUACGUUUGCUGUGCCAUCUACGUUUUUAGUAUAAAAAAGUAAUGCAGAUACGAAAAGCUACAAAUACGAAAAGUAAUUUAACCUUAAAGACAGAGGAAUAGCAUUGUUUUUGUACUCCUACAGGAACAUGUAACUGAAAAACAUUUUUGCUUCUAUGGUAUAUACGGUCACUAAUAUGGCAGAUGCCUGUUUUUAAGCUGGGCAUAAUCCAUUUCGCAGGAUAUUGAGAUAGCUCUCAUCAUUUUAAAACUGUCUCAAAAAACGUUUUAGCGUGUACGGAUUUCAUCAGUUGUCAUGUAGUGUAACCCAUUUCCUGGCCACCAUUAUCAGAUCUGUACUGUCCCAUGCCAUCACUCACUCACAUUUGCAUGUUACUGUCAUCAGUAUUGCUACUCGGUGUCAUUGUAGCUUCUUCACUCAAUCCUCUACAAGGAUGUGUACCCGAGAGAUUAGGGUAACUGCUAUAGUUUAUUGUUCACACGUAGUAUUUUUGUACGCAUAUUUAUAUUCCCUUAUAGUACCUAGCCCAACAUAAACAAGAAUUCUCGUACGAUAAUCAGUAUCUAUGUUUACAAUAUUAUUUUUGGUAACCAUUUUCUAUAAUUAGUAUUGUUGCUAAAUACACUGGCCAGCAAAGUUAUUAUGAAGACACAUCUAGUCGAUAGUUCAACCUGUUAAAAAGUUAGGGAAACCUAUGCAAGGUAUACACCUCCGUAUACAUAUACACUGUAUACGUAUUACACCUGAGAUCUUUUAGUUUUAUUGCAUAUUAUAUUGCAUUAUUACAUAGCAAGUAUUUAAUGGCAAACAUGCAUUCAUAGGACAUGCUUAAAAAUCCAUAUGACAUGCCAAAGAUACUUGGUUGAUGAAUAUUUGAUGCAGUGCAGUGCUGCCAGGUUUCUGGUGCUGAUGCUAUGAUAUGUCACAAUUUAUAUAUUUUCCAUUGCUGCUUUAAUUGCAAUAAAUUCAAAAGUUGUUUAUAUGCUCACAUUA